This is a messenger RNA of Bombyx mandarina (wild silkworm), 455 nucleotides long. RefSeq names its product 39S ribosomal protein L42, mitochondrial. Lineage: Eukaryota; Metazoa; Arthropoda; Insecta; Lepidoptera; Bombycidae. The record is from RefSeq and is a predicted model, not a curated record.
ACAUACCAUCAUACCAUCUGAGUGAAUUUGAGUGGACUUGAUUUAACUUUAAAAUAUAAAUGAAAUGUCCUAUUUAACUCGCAAAAUAGCAUUAAUCCCAAGAGUGGCAUUAAGUAGAUUCUACAAUAAAAUAGUGAUCACUGACGAUGGCUCUACCAUUGUAGCUCUUCAUCAAGACUAUGAUUUUCCUUACGAGCAUUCAAGAGCUUUACCAGAAGAGACAAGUAAAGAUAAUACAGUUUUGAAAAUGACCGAUUUAGAUGAAGUUAAAAGAGUCUUCAAUGAAAUGAAACCUGAAUUUGCAAGAAAACAACUAUCAAACCUAACAUUAACUACUGAACAUCGUUGGUACCCUAGAGCUCGAGAUAAAAAGGCCAAGAAAACUGAAAUGAAUAGACCCUAUUUGUAGACCUUCUAAUUUUUUGUUAUAGAUGUAAUAUAGCUUGUUUUACCUC